This is a messenger RNA of Dovyalis caffra, 267 nucleotides long. Lineage: Eukaryota; Viridiplantae; Streptophyta; Magnoliopsida; Malpighiales; Salicaceae. The record is from the annotation of a GenBank genome assembly.
AUGGCCGACACUGGUGAUUUUUUGCCUCCCAUUUGUGAGUCUCUUGUCACAGUGGAGUACAUUGAUGCGGUUUGGUCUUCUGGCCCUUCUGUCGUCCCCUCUGAUCCUUAUGACCGUGCCGUUGCUCGCUUUUGGGCUGCCUAUCUCGAUGAGAAGAGAACGAUUUCUUUGGAGGAGAUCAAAUUGGGUACCUUCAUGACAUUGCAUUUGGUUCCUUCUGAGGUGGUUGAGAACCACGGAGAAGCUGAAUGGAAUGAAACCGCUUGA